UUUGCACUGCAUGUAUAUAAUAAAGUCACUGGCUUUAAUCAAGAAACUUAAGGAAAAUGCCAAAGGAUUAUUUUUAAAAGAAGAAAAGUGGUUUUGGACUUUUUAAAAAAACGACAAAAUCUGUUGACUAACAGUUUUUCAGAAUUUGAACAAUUCUUCAUAAAAAAAGAUUGCUUUUGCUUAAGUACAUUAUUUUAAAUUUUUACUGUGUCUGGAAAAAAGAUGAUGCUUUCAAGUUUGUAAACUGUUACAGGGAACAAGUAGUACGCCAAUGAAUGGAAUAACUGAUGAAGCAUUUCCCAUCACUGAAUUUGACUACGAUGGUGCAGUAACACCAUGUCACUCUGUGGGUUUGCAAACAUUUGUUUCUAAUGUCCUGCCAACAUUUUAUUCUUUGGUAUUCAUCUUUGGCCUUGUAGGCAAUGUGCUGGUUGUACUCGUCCUCAUCAAAUAUAAGAAGAUUAAGGUCAUGACUGAUAUAUAUCUGUUAAAUUUAGCCAUCUCUGAUCUGCUUUUCAUUUUUUCACUUCCCUUUCGGAUUUAUUAUUCAAUACAUGACUGGAUAUUUGGAGACACAAUAUGCAAAAUUUAUGCUGGGAUCUUUUUUUUAUGCUUCUACAGUAAAAGUUUUUUCAUUGUCCUCUUGACCAUUGAUCGAUAUUUAGAUAUCAUUUAUUCAGCAUCUGCAUUAAAAUCCCAGACCAUACGCUAUGGUAUCAUUACAAGCAUUCAUACAUGGGGCCUGGCAAUUUUAGUCUCUUCACCAGGAUUUAUUUUUUGGCGAUUACAGGUGGAAAACUAUAAGAAAUCUUGCACUUAUAAUUUUCCACAUGAAAAUCAUUUUGCAUGGAACAAAUUUUUUAUACUGAAAAUGUUCUUUAUAGGUCUGAUUUUUCCAAUGAUGAUUAUGACUUUCUGCUAUAUACGCAUCUUAAAUGCCCUGUUGAAAUCCAGGAAUGCGAAGAAGAACAAAACAGCCUGGCUUAUUUUUAUCAUCAUGGUUACUUACUUCCUCUUCUGGGCCCCGAACAACAUUUUUUAUCUGCUUCAGUUAUUUCACACUUCAUUUUUUGCUGACAGCUGUGACAAUUUAAAGAGAAUGAAUGCAGCAUUGCAACUGACUGAAACAGUUGCAGUAGCUCAUUGCUGUAUUAAUCCUUUGAUUUAUGCUUUUGCUAGUAAGAAGUUUAAAAAAUACGUUAUCAGCUUUUUCCAUCCAUGAAAUUCAUAUAUGUGUGAUGAUUCUCUGGACAGGUUUCAUAUACUGACAUUCUAUCAGAAAUGAAGGCGUUUCAGCAAUCUUACAGAGUACAUGUGUAGAGAAAAAUAUGAUUUAAUUUUAUGGAUCAAGUCACUUUUAACAAAGCUACUUUGGUGUUAGAAGACCAGAUUUGAACUGAAUGAAGUAUGUUUUGGUAAUGUUAAUUUACGAAUUACGUAGUACAUGAAUAUGACAUGCAGUUCUAAUUGAAAUAUUAUAGAUUUACUUGAGUACUUUGCAUACAGUGAAAAGAAUCAAUUCUUUGCUUGAGCAAAGCAUAUUAUAUAUACCAUAUCAUAUCUGAGAUACAUUUAAAAUAUCUUUUAUAGCCGAACAUAUUUGAUAAUUUUAACUUCAAAGAGUUUCAAUUCACUUUUUGAAAAAAUAAGUACUUUAUUCUUUCUAAAUAUACUGAGGCUGUAGUUUUAUUAAUAUUUUUGGUAUGUUAGUGUAAGUUCCCCCUGUAUAAGUUACCUCUGUAUAAUCAAGAAAUAGAUUGGAUUAUGAAUGCUGUAUUUGUACACUAUUCUGAUAUUGCAGGUUUCCUGUAUUGCUCUAAAAAGAUGGACACAGUCCAAGUUUGUUUUUCAGAAAAUUACUAAGCUAUGAAUUUGGAUGGCAACAAAGAUUAUGUAGCAUGAUAAUGUUGGGAAAUAUAAAGUGUUCACUGUAAGGGGAAAGGUCCUUUAAGAUUGUUAUAUUCCAUCAACAUGUGAAAUUCCUCCUGUAACUAAUUUUUUUCUGCACUAGGAAGGAAAGUUUUAAAAAUAUUAUUUUAAUGUAAUUGUCUUAGCGGUAGUUUGAUAUUGGUGCAAAAAUAUUACUUGUGUAUAUUUUGGAUUCUUGAAAUAUUAAUGUUUUGAUUUUGUACAAUUCAUGGGAUAUUGGGGGAAGUUUAUUCCUUUAUAAGAUUAUAUAAAAUUCAUUGCCAGUAAGUAAAAUUAGUUUCCCAUCCAAUGGAGAAAGCAGUCCAACUUCAGAAUAGUAUCCCUAUUCUGCCAAGGAUGACCUUCAUUAGGUUUUCAUUCCCUCAAACUAGCAUUUUUGGAAUAGUUUUGGGUCAGGGAUCAAAACUCGCCCAAUGAAGUUUCCUUGUGUAAUAGUCAUUUCCUGACACAAUGCGACUUUUAAAUUAAAACAUGUUGACUGGGCAUCCAUUUUGAUGAAAAGGAAUAAAAUAGGAAUCUCUCUCUCUCUUUCCCUCCCUCCCUCUCCCUCUCCCUCUCUCUGUGUAUACAAUCAUACAGAGAUUACAUAGAAUAAACUGAAAUAUUCUUUGUAAUUUUCAACAAUUGGUUGCUUUUCAUUUAUUGUUUAGGCUAAAGGAAGGAGUCCACAAAAUUUCUCUACUUGACCUGAAAAUAUCACUUCAGUGAAUAAAUUUUAUAUUUCAUUUUAAUUUUA
This is a messenger RNA of Crotalus tigris (Tiger rattlesnake), 2665 nucleotides long. RefSeq names its product C-C chemokine receptor type 1-like. The transcript is spliced from 2 exons. NCBI's taxonomy places the organism in Eukaryota, Metazoa, Chordata, Lepidosauria, Squamata, Viperidae. Bases 272 to 1222 code for a protein of 316 amino acids. Gene Ontology annotation, biological process: G protein-coupled receptor signaling pathway; positive regulation of monocyte chemotaxis; immune response. Gene Ontology annotation, molecular function: C-C chemokine receptor activity. The record is from RefSeq and is a predicted model, not a curated record. Gene Ontology annotation, cellular component: membrane; cytoplasm.